GUUAAUACUUUACAUCAUAUCGGUUACGGAGAUCAGUGAGAAACUUCAGAGAAGCAAGUAGAAAGUAUUGCUAAAGCAUAAGUAUUAUGCAACAUUUACUACUUUUACACUAACCCGAAAUUACUGCAUACAUUGAAUUUGCUGACCUUGAAUUAUCAUUCACGAUGACUGCUGACACCCGUCGCGGAAAAGAGCGAAAGUAAAGCUAUUUUGCACAAACCCAGGUGUGUUUUUAAGGUUAAAGUGCCACAGAAAAUAAAUAUACAUAUAACACAAAAUUUGUUCAUCGUAAAUAAAUGAGGGAAUUUCAGAAACCUAUCUUUACUACAUUCUAUUUCAACCAGGACUAUCAAUUCAUCAAUUAUUAGUGAAAAUGUACAACUUGGACGGGCAAGCGAUCAAAAAUUCUUUACAGACUUCCUCCAAGCCUGCAAAGUCAGAGUUUCAAAUCUUCAAGCAAGUAUUGUUCCAUUGCUUUCUCAUCAUUUUGUGCCCCAUUACCGUCUUUUUCCUCCUCAAGAUCUAUUUCUUUGAUGGUUUCUUGGAAUUGGAGUCAUUGCAGUCGAACCUGUACAGUGCAUUCGCUGCUGUCAUAGUUCUGCAUUUAGCCCUGGGGAAUUUCAUCUACCACGCGUAUUUUGACACCGAAACCAUUCCUGGAUUUGAUAAAUUGGACAAGGAAGACUAAAAACUUAAUUUUUAAGCAGGUAGAUUUAGUUGAAAUUUAUUCAAGGAAAAACCCAGUCCAAUUUAUACUUUAUUACUUAAAUAUAUUAUCGAUAGCUAGAAACAUUAAUUAUUAUUGAAUGUCGUCUUUAUAAAUGAUCGAAACCGACAAAAAUAUGUCUAACUACUUGUCAGCGUACGAUAUAACAAAUGGAACUAUAGUCAGUGUUCAAGUAAAAGAUAGGACACUUCGAGGCGAAUUUAUUGGUGUUCAAUUGGCAAUUGAGAAUU
Molecule: messenger RNA, 957 nt
Organism: Folsomia candida
Lineage: Eukaryota; Metazoa; Arthropoda; Collembola; Entomobryomorpha; Isotomidae
Product: vacuolar ATPase assembly integral membrane protein VMA21 homolog
Exons: 3
Coding region: 374-688 (104 amino acids)
Biological process (GO): vacuolar proton-transporting V-type ATPase complex assembly
Cellular component (GO): endoplasmic reticulum membrane
Source: RefSeq, a predicted model, not a curated record